Molecule: messenger RNA, 1857 nt
Organism: Daldinia vernicosa
Lineage: Eukaryota; Fungi; Ascomycota; Sordariomycetes; Xylariales; Hypoxylaceae
Exons: 5
Coding region: 437-1738 (433 amino acids)
Source: RefSeq, a predicted model, not a curated record
CGUGGGCUCGCCAAACUUCAAAGGCUCCUAGGGAGCCGCUAUGAAACUUGACACAAACCCCCUCAUUUUAAAAUAGGGAGUUGGAUAUCAUCUCCUUGAUGAGGUUCUUCUCUUUGCAACGUCGAAAAGUUCGGAUAUAGUAAGCUCACGAUGCGGCGCUUAGUAUUUAUAACUGCUUCGUGCCCGGUGACGCUACACGAUGUUGUUACCCUCACCAUCUGUCACAACAUCGCCAGGUCUUGGGCAGGUUCUUAACAUUCGCUUUUAUCUCUUUUCUAUUCGUCACUCAUUCCUGCUGCGCAGGCUCUUCUAUUCUUACUAUACUAUUGUUCCAACUCUCGAACGUAUAUUUACGGGAACUGUUCUAUAUUUAUACCAAGAAAAAAAAAUAUAAAAGAGCCAUUGCCGAACUCCUAUAUUGGGACUGCCAGUAACGAUGUAUUCAUUCAUCUUCGCCUUUCUCAGCUUGCAAUCAUGCGUGACUGCAUCGCCUAUCGCGUCGCGAGGCUUGCUUCGGAAGACAGUGACAGAACUCGACCAGGCGGCGUUUGAAGAGGCGCAACAGCCGGAUAACACGGCGACGAGGGCUCUCUCAGGAACGCAGAUACGGACCUCUGAUGGGCGAUGCUUAUUCGUUGAUGAGCUGUCUGGAGAUUUCCGGGCAAAUCUCACUCCGAUCCAAGUAGCCGAAUGUGACACUACAGACGGCCAGGGAUGGGACAUUAUUACCGCAGGGAAGCAUAACAAUGCUGAGAAUUCGAUGCUUAUUGUUAGCACCUUGACGAAUGCCUGUUUCAACUUCGAUCCGCGACGUGCGGAUGGCAACCAAGUCAUUCUUUUUAGCUGCGGUGGACGGGCGGAUGGUGGCGGCGAAGUCACUGAUUCUCAGCUCUUCCCUUUCAACGGCGGUAGUGGACCUCUCUCGUUUUCACCUCAAAAUGACCUGCAGUCGUGCUUCACUCUCAAGGGUAACGUCAUCGAUGUUGCCCCCUGUGCCGCUGGGAGUUCCGAUCAACUAUUUACAUUUGGCAAUGCACCAACAACAGCUGUUAGCAGCGCAUCGAGUGGAACAGGUGUCUCAUCUACGCCAAUUAACCCUCAAGUGACCGUCACAUCUACCGCCACCGCUACUACCGUACAGAAUCCAAGCCAGGGAUCGACGACAUCUGUCUCGGAUGCUACCGGAGCAAUUCCUAAUCCCACUGAGGCUGUCCCCGUAUCUCGUGCCGGUGGCGUGUUACAACCCACCGCAGUAGCAGAGUCUCAUCAGCGGGACGACACAGCGACGCGUGCUUUCACCUCUGUCAGCAUAAAGGCACCGAACGGCCAAUGUCUCUUCAUCGAUCCAACUGCUGGUGACUUUCGUGAGAACCUCAUCCCGGUCUCGUUGGUGGAGUGUAGUGGGACGCCUAAUGAAAAGUUCGACAUCAUCACGGCUGGGAAACACAACAACGCUCAAGAUUCGGCUUUGAUAGUGAGCAGCUUGACGAAUGGUUGUAUCAGUUUCGAUGGACGACGCCCAGCCGGUGACACAGUAACGAUUUUCUCUUGUGGAGGCCGGGCAGCUGGGGAGGGCGAGACGAACAAUGGCCAGUUGGUGCCAUUUACGGGAGAGACAAAUUUGGUCUUCGCGCCAGAAAGCGAACGAAAUGCAACGUGCAUCGUGCCGGGCGACGGUAGGCUUGAUUCUGCCCCUUGUGCUGGCGACAGCUCUCAAGUCUUUACGAUUCUAGCGUAAGGGAUGUCUGGGAUGUUUUCGGCAACAAAACUAUCGACAGCCCCUUACAGCGAAAGUCAUUGGUAUUGUCUUCUUUCCCAAUUAAUUUAAUUAAUUAAUCAAUCGAUCGAUCGAUACUA